CGAGGCAAGCCCUGGUCUUGGCGGCCCUGUCGCGCUCCGCCCUCCGCCGGCACCUGCCACCGGAGGCGGCCCGGCUGAGCCGCGCCGUGCGGCAGGCCCUGCUCGGCGCGAGGCUGGGCGGGGGGAGCGCGGGCCUGCAGGCGGCGGACUUGGCGAGGGUCGGCGCGACGCUCCGCUCGGAGGUGGCGGACAUCCUCGCCCUGGCGGGCAGCGCAGAGGCCGAGCGGCUGGCCGUGCAGCACCUGGCGGCCGACGUGGCCCGCUGGCUGCAGGCGCGGGGCGUCGGCCUGGAGGACGCGCUGCAGGCGCUGCGGCUGCAGCUCCGGCUCGAGCCCGCCUCGGGCGAUCCAGGCGAGCCGCCCCUCCCAGGCCCGCUCGCCGAGGGCGACCUUUUCGAACUCUGGCAGGGCCUGGUGGUGCCCCGGCUCGGCCGCGGCCUCGAGGAGAGCCUCAGGGAGAUCAGCGGAAAGCUGGGCUACAUGGAGCCCUGCGACCUCGAGCGGGUGCUGCUGGCCGUGGGCAAGCUCCUGCUGCACGGCCAGGCGGCUCUCGACCUCCUGCUCCGUGCCCGCUGCGCGGCGGCUGGCCCUGCCGCUGCGGCCGGCGAGGCUGCCGCCAGCGGAGCUGCGGCAGCCGUGCGCAGCAGCAGGUUCGGCGCCGAGCAGGAGCGCGAAGUCUGCUGGUACGACCCCACGAUGACGACCGCCUCCUUCCACCUGGAGGACGUGGAGCGCAGGCGCCCCCUCGAGAGGGGGCCCCCCCUCCCCGCCACGGACUGCGCCACGGCGCCUCGCGCCCGGAGCACUGGAGGCCGCGGCGGCCUCACGACCCCCUCCAAGCGCGCGGCGUCUGGGGCCGGUGAGGCCGCGUAUUACGCGCGCGACCGGGGCGAGACCCCGAGCAGGUGGCACUGGCCGCUGCAGGACGCCGAGCUGCCGGGGCGAGGAGGAGGCGCGCGCCCACUGAGGAGAGGCCAGGUCCUCCCGAAGCACAGCGGGGCCAGCGUCCUGCGGUACAGCGCGGCUCGGCCGAGGCCGGCGGGGACUCCCCCGAGCGUCCCCUCGAGCCUGGAGGCCGAGGGCGCGCUCUUCGUCGGCAGCGGCGCCGCCACGUGCCGCCGCGCGCUGGGCGACCAGGUGCCGAGCGCGCUGCGCCAGGACCUGGCCUGGAGGUGUGCCUGGCUCGGAGGCGUCCUGCGGGUGGAGAGGCACCUGACCGCCGUGAGGGAGGCCAUCGGAGACGUGGACCAGACGGGUGGCGCGUUUACGGUGAGCAGCGCGGUUGCAGAGGCAGAUGUUUCGAUGGGAGAGCGGAAGUCUGGUAUCGACACUCUGUUGAACAAGGGCAUGUCCCCCGAGUGGGCCAUCUUGACAGACAUGCCGGUGAUGCCGCCAGACCUGCGCACGAUGGGUGGGAAGGACUUCGAAUCUACCUCGAUUGGUGAUCUGAGCCAUUCUUACGUUGACGUCAUCCAGUCGAGUGACACUUUGCGCAGGAACCUCGAGUUCCGCAGGUCCGAUGCGGUGCUGCGGCAGAGCAAGCUGGACCUCCAGGAAAAAGUGGACAUCGUGCUCGACAACGGGCGCAUCGGCUCAGGCAAAAUGAAAGGUCAAAAAGGAGAAUUGAUGGAUUCUAUCGCGGGCCGGUUGAAGGGCAAGCAGGGCCGCAUGCGGUUAAAUUUGUUGGGCAAGCGGGUCGAUUAUUCCGCGCGCACCGUCAUCGUCGUCGACCCAGCACUAACUUUGGAUGAGUGCGCAAUGCCUUAUCAGAUCGCGCGGCAGCUCUUCCAAGGAUUCUUAGUUGCCGAGCUGCUUAAAACCCCAGAGAUCACCGAAGAAUUUGGCUCCAUAGACGAGAUGACGGAAUUGCGGCCCAGAGAAAGAUUGCUACGCGAGAGCGCGAUCUUGGACAAGUUUGAUCAAAUGGUCGAGGAGGAGCGGUGGCGUUUUAUGACAGCCGCCAUGGGGAACAGACGCGUCAUGCUGAACCGCGCGCCCACCUUGCACAGGCUCGGUAUACAAGCGUUCAAGCCUAGACUCAUCGAUGGCCAGGCCCUCAAGAUCCACCCUCUCGUGUGCGCCCCCUUUAACGCCGACUUCGACGGCGACACCAUGACCAUGCACCUGGCUCUCAGCGAUCAGGCGCAGCUCGAGCUGGAGACGCUGAUGGCCCCGUCGAAGAACAUCUGCUCGCCAGCCACGGGCGACGCCGUCAUCGGGCCCACCCAGGACAUGGUGCUUGGCAUCUACUACAUGACGUCCGGCGCCGGGGGCCGUCGAGCAGCACCUCGCCACUGCCAGAGCGCCCAGG
Prorocentrum cordatum is the source of this 2310-nucleotide messenger RNA. NCBI's taxonomy places the organism in Eukaryota, Dinophyceae, Prorocentrales, Prorocentraceae. The record is from the annotation of a GenBank genome assembly.